Papaver somniferum (opium poppy) is the source of this 669-nucleotide messenger RNA. Its product is annotated as ATP-dependent DNA helicase pif1-like. Gene Ontology annotation, molecular function: DNA helicase activity. Lineage: Eukaryota; Viridiplantae; Streptophyta; Magnoliopsida; Ranunculales; Papaveraceae. The coding region runs from base 1 to 669 and encodes 222 amino acids. The record is from RefSeq and is a predicted model, not a curated record. Gene Ontology annotation, biological process: telomere maintenance; DNA repair. The transcript has 3 exons.
AUGGCGCAUUUCUGCUCGAUGCCUAAGUCUGAGAUUGAUUGGGAUAAUCUUUAUGGAAACCGUUACAUACGCGAGCAUAUGCAAAUGAAGGCAGAAAUAGAUACGGAUCAUCUUAAGCAGAAUAUUGAUAAAUUGAAUGAGGAGCAACUUGCGGCUUUCAAGACAGUGACAGAAUCCAUGGAGCGAAGAGACGGGUCUAAAUUCUUUCUGAAUGGUAGUGCAGGGACAAGAAAGACAUUUUUCUACAACGCCAUUGCUGCGAGCUGCCGUUUGAAGGGAGAGAUUGUUUUGACUGUUGCAUUGUCCGGAAUAACUUCCUUAUUUUUGGAGGGAGGCCGUACUGCACAUUCAACAUUCAGAAUUCCUAUAGAUAUAACAAGCACCAGCAUUUGUUCAAUAGCUAAACAAAAGGAAGAAGCUGAAUUUAUAAAACAGGCGACUUUGAUUAUAUGGGAUGAGGUGCCGAUGCAGCAUAGGCAUUGUAUUGAGGCGGUAAACAGGUUGCUCCAAGAUAUUUAUGAAAAUAAGAAAGAUGACUUCGGAGGUGUGACUGUCGUUAUGGGAGGAGACUUCGGGCAGACUUUGCCAGUGAUACCGAAUGGAGGCCGAGCAGAAAUAGAUUUGUUUUCAAACUUUUCAAUUUUAUCAAUCUCGAUCACUUGCUGGUGA